This is a messenger RNA of Manduca sexta (tobacco hornworm), 6329 nucleotides long. It is a transcript of the gene if, whose product is annotated as integrin alpha-PS2-like. Gene Ontology annotation, biological process: cell adhesion mediated by integrin; integrin-mediated signaling pathway; cell-matrix adhesion. The record is from RefSeq and is a predicted model, not a curated record. Gene Ontology annotation, molecular function: integrin binding. Lineage: Eukaryota; Metazoa; Arthropoda; Insecta; Lepidoptera; Sphingidae. Gene Ontology annotation, cellular component: integrin complex; external side of plasma membrane.
GAUCCUAGUGGGAGCGCCGGAGGAUGAGCGCUAUCCUCCCAAGCACUACAACAUCUCACGGCCCGGCGCGGUGUACCGCUGCGAGCCUGGCCGGAGGUCCUACUCCUCUGAGGGUCAUGGCCAGCGGGCGCUUGAGCGGUGCGCGGAGAUGGUGUUUGAUAGAACUAACAUGAAUCUGGUGGAUAAGCAAGGUCGUCAGAUCGAAGAGAAGUCCCACCAGUGGUUCGGCGCUACUCUCACCAGCACCGGGAGGAACGGGCCCAUUGUCGCCUGUGCCCCUCGCUACGUCUCCUACGUGUCAGCCAAGAUGAACCAGCGAGAUCCUGUGGGAACGUGCUACGUCGCCAAGACAUCCAACGCUGCCACCACCACAGAGUUCUCGCCUUGCAGGACUUCUAGCCACGGACAGCGCAAGACUGGUGUGUGUCAGGCUGGAUUUUCCGCCUCCAUAUCUAAGGAUGGCCAGCGUUUAUUCAUGGGUGCUCCGGGAAGCUUCUAUUGGCAAGGACGAACAUUUUCAUUAGAACCGAACGAAAAGUUCCACUACUAUAUGCCGAAAAUACCGGACGAAGGUCAGCUGAUUUCUCAGACCAUGAAUGGUCGGCCAGCACUAAUCGCCACUCCUGAAUCCAAAGCCAUGUAUGAUGAUUCUUACAUGGGAUAUUCCAUCGCUGUGGGAGAUUUUGCCGGUCAAGGAAUCCAAAGCGUCGCCGUUGGUGUACCCAGGGGAGCUAACUUAAAGGGUUUGGUUGUCCUCUACACAUGGGAACUGCAGAACAUAAAGAACAUCAGCGGGUCCCAGAUCGGCGCUUACUUCGGCUACAGUCUUGCCUCCGGAGAUAUCGACGGCGACGGCGCUGAUGACGUCAUCGUUGGAGCUCCUAUGUACACCAAAACCAGGAGCGAUGGUUACGAACAUGGAAGGAUUUAUGUCAUCUACCAAGGAACUGAUAGGUUAUUUGCCAAAAGCCACGCCAGGACCGGUGAGAUCUCUCGGGGCAGAUUCGGUUUGGCUGUCACCUCUUUGGGAGACAUCAACUACGACGGAUUUGGAGAUAUAGCAGUAGGCGCGCCGUACGGAGGUCAGAAUGGUCGCGGUGUAGUCUACAUCUACCACGGCAGCGAGCUGGGUAUCCUCGAGAAGUACUCCCAGGCCAUCACGGCGGAAGAGAUCUCCCCGACCUUGAGCACCUUCGGCUUCUCAUUAUCUGGAGGCGUCGAUCUGGAUAAUAACAACUAUACUGACCUCGCUGUUGGCGCUUACAAGUCGGACAGUGUUGUGUUUUUGAAAUCCCGUCCAGUGGUAAAAGUAACAGCUGACGUCAAGUUCAUGGGUGACAGCAAGCUGAUCUCUUUAACAGACAAGCGCUGCCACCUCUCCAACGGCACUGAGGUGGCGUGCGCAGAGCUCAUGUUCUGUCUCACCUACACCGGAGUUAAUGUAGACCAGCGGAUCAAAUUCGAGGUGACCUUAGACCUGGACUCAAGGCAGAAAACGAGCAAGCGCCUGUUCCUAGCAGAGACCCAUGAGACCACGUACAAGACGCAGAUACUACUGACCCAAGGCCAGCAGGAAUGCAAGGACGUGAUGGUGUACUUGGAUGAGGAGAUUAGAGACAAGCUGACGCCCAUCGAGGUGAAGAUGUCGUACGACUUGAUCAAUCAGCCGUCCGGCGACGUGGUGCCGCCCGUGUUGGACCAAACCAGGAGCAACUUCCACACCGACUCAUUGAAUAUUCAGAAGAACUGCGGACCUGAUAAUAUCUGCAUACCGGAUCUUAGGAUGUCUGCUACUACACCGACAGUAAACUACGUCCUAAGUUCCGGAGAAAACAUUAACAUUGAUGUCAAAGUGGAAAACGCUGGCGAAGAUGCCUUCGAAGCCGCCUACUACCUGAACAUACCCGCUGGAGUCACAUACGCGAAAAUGGAGAGACUUGACAAAGAUAACGCAGAGACUCCCAUCUACUGCUCCAUUGCUAAUAGAGAAGAUGGUGGAAACACUACUCUGAAAUGUGAUCUUGGAAACCCCAUGGCUAGUGGACAGAAGGUGCAUUUCCGUGUAAUUCUGGAGGUGGACUCGCGAGUGAUGUCUCUGGAUUUCAACAUGGAAGCGAACUCCACCAACCCGGAGCCGCAGGAGACCGGCUACGACAACAUCAAGCACAUGGUCAUCGGAGUUGUCGUGAAAGCACAACUCUCCAUAAUUGGCACAUCUGACCCCCCAGAACUCCACUAUAACGCGUCUCUCUACGGUACUCAGAACCUCAAAGACGACACCAAAUGGGGACCCCAAGUCCUACACAAGUACAACAUCAAGAACGAAGGACCCUUCACCGUUGAUGAAGCGGAGAUCUACUUCAUGUGGCCGAAUCAGACGCUCGACGGCGAGAACAUAAUGUUAGUACAGCCGCAGUGGCUCGGUAACGUCCAGUGUGAUGUAGCAAGACUCAAGACAGUUGAGAAUUUAUUUGUACAGAACCCUUACGCUUUCAUGCUGGUGAAGGAAAAGGAAGCUAUGCAGAGCAAUGGACUUUACACCGCUUCACAAUUAUCCGGCGGCAUAGGACACUCUGGACAGACUUUCUGGGUAGAGCACUCCAGCAGCGGUGGCGUUGUUAUUUCACAAAGUGGAGGUUCUAUCUCUGGUAGCCAUUUCGGAGCACAAGGAUCGUCAGGACAUUUCAGUGGAAGCAGCUCAGGUCAUGUCAGUGGAAGCUCAGGACAAACUGGGACGCAGUUCACUACCAGCCAAAGUUCGGGUGGACAGUUCAGUGGUAGCCAAAGUGGACUCAGUAACCAAGGAAGCUUCAGUGGCCAAAGCGGGCAAGGCGCCCAAUCUGGUAUAACAUACGUUUAUAAUAAGACUUGGAGCAGCUCCAGUGGCGAAGGUCUGACAGCCGAAGAACAAGAGCAAAUCAAGAAGAAUCUAGCAGCUAUGGCACAGGGUGGUGUGAACACAGGAUUCACUGGACAAGGCACAUACGUACAAGGAGGUUCCCAGGGUAGCUAUGUACAUGGUAGUGCUCAGGGAUCGCAAGGCGGUUAUGUUCAGGGUAGUGCUCAAGAUUCACAAAGUGGAUACGUCCAGGGUAGUACUCAGGGCUCUCAAGGUGGAUAUGUCCAGGGUAGCACGCAAGGUUCUCAGGGUACUUAUGUCCAAGGUGGCUCUCAAGGAACUUUCAUUCAGGGUGGCUCUCAAGGCGGUUACGUCCAGGGAGGAUCUCAAGGCUUUGUACACGGAGCUGGUCAAGGAGGAUAUGUAAAUGGAGGCAGAAUUGUAAAAGUGAAAAACAGGACUAUUGUCUACGAUCAGAACCAUAAUAUCAUAUCCCAGACGGAAACUAGCACGGAGUAUGGAAAACUUGGUCAUGAAGGCGAGCCUGGAAGUUCUUUCCAUCUUUACGGCAACGAAGGUGGACAGCAACAUAGUGCAACCUUCGCCCAUGGCUCCGGAGGUAGUGUCCAGACCUCUGGCCAAGAUUACUCCCAGGGAGGCCAGGGGUAUGUCCAUUCAGGCCAAUUCGGUCAAGGAAAUCAGCAAUUUGCACAUGGAUCGGGAGGCGAGCAAGCCUUUAUCCACGGGUCUUGGGGAACAACAGAAACUGUCAACCCCGAUAUAAUGAAGGCCAGUUCCUCGACCUUCAGAGGAGCAUCCACUGUGACUGUUGUCGGUGAUGAAGAGGAAGACAAACUUGAAGGGUUUGGAGCGUAUGCGGCCAGCAAUCCAAACAAUGAGUUUAGAUACGGCAUUGCUGACGUCAGUGGUGCUUCAGGGUCUGCUCAAAGUGGUCACCAAUCUGGAAGCGGUAGCUACCAGGCCAGCGGAGGAAGCUACCAUGCUAGCGGAGGCGGCAUGCAAGUCGCAGGUGGCGGUAUGCAGGCCGGUGGUGGUGGCAGCUAUCAAGCUGGAGGUUCCAGUAUGCAAUCCGGAGGCGGCAGCUUCCAGACCGGUGGUGGAAGCUACCAAUCAGGAGGUAGUUACCAAGGUGGCGGUGGAUCUUGGAGCAGCGGAUACUCCUAUUCAUCGAGAUCAGGUGGAGGUUCGUCCUAUAACUCUCAGUCCAGCGGCGGCUACGGCUCAGUGGACAGCCGGCGUGAGAACACGAGGAGGAGACGGCAGACUGAACAGGUGGACCCUAAACUAAAGGAAAUAUUGGAGAAAUGCGAAGAGAAGUACAAAUGCGAAGUACUGCGGUGUACGACCGGCAGAUUGCUGAAAGGACAAGAAGUUUGGGUCGCUCUUAGGUCGAGACUGAACGCGUCUGUACUUAACGAGAUCUCGAAGGACCGACCGGUGGUCCUGUCAACUCUGACCGCCACGCGCGUCUCCCGGCUGCCCAUGGUGGGUCGGCCGAAGGACACGACAUGGCAGACGGCGGAGGCGAAAACGACGGUCACUCCUCAGCUGGAGGCUCUGGACUCGGGAACCAUCCCUCUGUGGGUGGUGGUACUGGCGGCUGUCGUCGGUGCGCUGUUGCUGCUGUUACUUAUCUUCGCGCUGUACAAAUGCGGAUUCUUCAAGCGCAACCGUCCCUCGGACCACGCCGAGCGCCAGCCGCUGAACGGGCGCGACGAGCACCUCUGAUAUCCGACCACCGACCUCGGCUUCACCAGCGACACGGCCGGCACCAGUGACCUGCCGCCGACCUCCCACUCCUCGUCACCAUCAGACAGCUCCUCGACAGAUGCCGCUAGUGAUGUCACGAGUCGCGAUUCCACCAGCCUCGACAGAUACUGACAUCAUAAACUAUUGGUUUAUAAAUUCUAAAUUGCUGGUGAAAAUAACAUUAUAAUUGAUGGAGUUUUGUCAAAUGGUUUUUACAAUGACGACGCAACUUGGGGGUGGAAAUUUUUGUCCACAAUAAAGUAUUUCAAAGGCAAUAAGUCUAAUUAAGGUGCGCAAAAUAUUCCAUAUUAGCGACUAUUUAUUACUGAGUUUUCAUCAUUUCGUGACAUGAAGUUAGUGUAACAGUUUUACCUCAUGAUAUGUCGAAAUCGUGGCUCCUUAAUCAUUUUCGUAGUAAAAAUGUUAGAAGGAGCCUUUAAAAAUCAGAUCGUAAUAACAUUACUAGUCACCGUCAAACACAUUUCGGUAGCCAUUUAGUGAUUAGUGGAAGAGUUGGAAGUGUAUUAUAACGUAUAAUGUAAAAUAAUUCCCGUUCUCUACUAUACUUAAUUCUAAAUCCUAAAAUCUACAGCGGGAAUUAUGUUACACUAUAAAAUAGAAUGUGAGAAUCAAAGUGUGAUAAUGUAAAAAGUGUGUCUACGUUAAGGUAUGAGAGUUGUUGAGAUUUGUGAUUUAAGUCAAUAAUAAUUAGAUACGUUUUACUAAAUGAGUUUAGGUAUCAUAGAAUGGUUGCUAUUGACGUUUUAAAACAUCAUUUUGGUAGAGCACGUCCGGGUAAAAACAUUGGACUUAGAAAUCUCGUGUAGUAAAGUUAUAUAUUUCAGAUAUUACAUCGUAAUUCUAAUUUUUACUAAUAAGAACGCUUAUAUUAAACUAAGGAGGCAUUAUCUCACGUUCUUUAUAAAUAUUAAAAACAAAACUUCACUGCCUUACCUUCAGAUAUAUCCAAACGAAUUAAUUUAAUUAAAUUCUAAGUAUCCGACAGCUAAAGUUCCAAUACAGACUGAUUUGCAAGAUUAUAUAGAUAUAUAUUAUAAUUCGAGUAGAUUUGGCAAUAAUUAUUUUAUUAGUGAAUUUGAUAUGUAGAGUAACGCGAAUAUAGAAGUGCCUUAUGCAAUACAUAUCUUGGUCGUGCUAAUUUAGAUAUGCUUGAACUACGUGCCUUCUGCCAGUAACUAAUUAAUGUAAAUACGUUAAGAGUUUUAUAUUAGUAUUUAUGACAUUUUUUCACAGAAAAAAAUACGUAUACUUUUUGGCCGCAAGUGUAAAAAUAUUUGUAGAACUAUGUACUUAAUAUUUUUUUGAGUGAGAUGUGUAUUUUAAAUAUUUACGAAAAAUAAAAAAUUAUAUGAAAUUCAAUGUCAUGAGAGUAGUUUGAUAAUAAUUCUGUAGUCAGUCAAUAACUAUGUUAGAAAAAUGUAGUAAUUAUUGUAAAUGAAGUAACAAAAAAAAUUAAGAAAAUCUGUGGAAAAAUGACACCAUAUUAAGCCAUUGUUACAUAAUUGUAAUUAUUUUAUUUAUUUUAAUUGUACAACUAAGUUCAUCGCUUCGAUUUAUAGUUAAUUUUAUAACUAAAACUUAUUGAUGCCGUUUACUAUAAUGGUAUAUAUUUUGGUUGUUUUACAUGUCUACGUAAUAAUUUCUUUUCAUUUGCAUUUACCAAAAAAAGAAAUUUUAAUAAAUUUUUGUUUUUAAUUUA